GGAAGUUAGCAAUCGUGAUCGCAAGCUAAAUCCCGAGCGAGCCUCAGCAGCUUGUUUACAUCCAUUCUGUCGUCUUUUUCUUUCUUUCUUUCUUUCUUUUCUUUUUUUUUUUUAAUCCUGGCCUGCAAAACACCGGUCUGGUUGUUUGUUGUGACGCGAGCUCAGUGUUUCAUCUUGGGGAACCGAAGAUGGCACCGUUCACAAAAGUCUGUCUCCUCUUCUCCAUCUUUGUGGGGUUUUCCAUGCUGACAUCCCUGGAUGGGCGGCCCCCAGGCUCAGCUAUGCUCACAUCUGAAUUCAACAGCAGUGCAAGGAAAGACUUGGCGGCGGAGGUUGCAGCCUACGCAGAUGUGGCCAAACGGAUCAUCGACCUGGCCGUGUUUGGAGCUGCUCGGAACCGUUCCUACAGACGCCUCGCCGACUUCACGGACACCAUCGGGAACCGCGUCAGUGGCUCGCUCGACCUGGACAUGGCUAUCGAAUACAUGUACAAAGCUAUGAUGCAGGACGGUUUGGAUGUACAUCUAGAACCAGUAAAAAUCCCACACUGGGUUCGAGGAAAGGAGAGUGCAGUGAUGACAUUGCCGAGGACCAAGAAUCUGGCUAUUCUGGGCCUGGGGAGCAGUGUAGGGACGACACCUGAAGGCAUUGAGGCGGAGGUAUUGGUUGUCGGGUCUUUUGAGGAACUAAAGAGCCGAGCCAACGAGGCCACAGGGAGGAUUGUGGUCUUCAACCAGCCAUUUGUCAGUUAUGGCGAGACAGUGGCUUACCGUGAAUACGGCGCCUCUGAGGCGUCAAAAUUCGGAGCCGUGGCCACACUCAUUCGAUCCGUUACUCCUUUCUCAAUAAAUAGUCCUCACACAGGUUGGCAAGACUACCAAGAUGGCGUCAAGCACAUCCCUACGGCGUGCAUCACCAUUGAGGAUGCUGAACUGAUGUGGCGAAUAGCGCAGAGGGGAGAGCGGAUCACUGUCAGACUCACAAUGGCCGCCAAGACGCUCCCGUAUGCCGACUCUUUUAACACGGUGGCUGAGAUAAAAGGCUGGCAGCACCCCGAGCAGGUUGUCCUACUGAGCGGUCAUCUGGACAGUUGGGAUGUGGGCCAGGGUGCCAUGGAUGAUGGGGGCGGAGCCAUGGUCUCCUGGGAAGCCCUGUCACUCAUAAAACAGCUAGGUUUACGUCCAAGGAGGACCAUGCGCACAGUGCUGUGGACGGGCGAAGAGCAGGGUGGAGUUGGAGCGCAGCAGUACUACGAUCUUCACAAGGUGAACGUGUCCAACUUUGAUAUGGUCAUGGAGUCUGACAUGGGGACAUUCAGCCCGGUGGCCCUGCAGUUUACUGGCAGCGUUGCAGCACAAAAGGUGAUGGGGGAGGUGGUCAAACUGUUAGCUCCUCUCAAUACGACCAAACUGGAGACACAUGGUGAGGGUACAGACAUCUCGCCUUGGAUGCAGGCCGGAGUACCGGGUGCCAGCCUCCAUGUGGCCGACAGUCGCUAUUUUUGGUUCCACCACACAGAAGCUGAUACCAUGACAGUUCAGGACCCUGGAGACAUGGACCUCUGCUCGGCAUUGUGGGCCGUGGUGGCCUACGUGGUAGCAGACCUCGAGGACAUGCUGCCCAGAUAGUGCUUUGGAGGAGGGGACACGGAUUCUCGGAACCGGCGUCAGAAGUGUUUACAUUGGGGAUAUUGCAGCAGAGAGUAUCGUGUAAAGCCUUAACGAAAAUUAACAUUGCACAUUAACGUGGGAGCAAAAUGUGACAAGAAUGAGGGAAAACUGCUUUUAAGACCAAUUAUUACUCCAUGCUUUUUUUUUUUAUACUUGUACGUUUUAAAAACAUUUUGGUUCGUUUACAAAGUGGCACUUUUAUUUAAUCCCCAAUUUUAUGUGUUCUGUAAGAUUUUGUUUUAAUUACAUGAAUAAACUGCCAUUGCUCUCAAUGGCCAUUCAUCAGCA
Molecule: messenger RNA, 1958 nt
Organism: Phyllopteryx taeniolatus (common seadragon)
Lineage: Eukaryota; Metazoa; Chordata; Actinopteri; Syngnathiformes; Syngnathidae
Product: carboxypeptidase Q-like
Exons: 12
Coding region: 189-1628 (479 amino acids)
Biological process (GO): proteolysis; peptide catabolic process
Molecular function (GO): metallodipeptidase activity
Source: RefSeq, a predicted model, not a curated record